AUGGCCAUACUCGCACGAUGCAAAGACUAUAUCAAGGGCCAUGAGACGGUACCUGGCGAGACAAAAUUGCUGCGAAAAAUUGACGCUUUCAUUUUGUCCUUCUGUUGUCUUUGUUACUUUGCCAAUUACCUGGACCGCAGUAACUUGAAUAAUGCAUAUGUGUCGGGCAUGAAGGAGGAGCUCAGAUUCGAGGGAAACCAGCUCAAUGUGAUCAAUACGGUAUUCACGGUUGGAUAUAUUAUCGGGCAGAUUCCUUCAAAUCUCGCCUUGACUUAUUUACGUCCACAUCUCUUCUUCCCCACGAUGAUGCUCAUCUGGGGUGGCCUGACUAUGGUCACGGCCGCGGUGCAUAAUCCUCAAAGUAUCAUGGCCAUCCGCUUUUUCUUGGGCGUCGCCGAAGCAAGUACGUUUGCGGGCACCCAUUAUAUUCUGGGCGCGUGGUACACAGAGAAAGAGCUGGGAAAACGAAGCGGUAUCUUCACGGCAUCGGGGUUGGCGGGGACGAUGUUUGGGGGGUUCAUCCAGACCGGUAUUCAGAGAUCUCUCAACGGUACUCAUGGGUUAGCGGGAUGGCGAUGGCUGUUCAUAAUUGAUGGUCUGAUCACUAUUCCUAUCGCCAUAUAUGGAUUCCUUCUAUUUCCCGACACCCCUACCACUACCAAAGCACCCUACCUGACCUCCGCGGAGCGCUCCUUGGCCAUUGCUCGUAUCCCCGAGUCGGGUAUUGCCAAAGCUCCCCUCAAUUUGACCUUUGUCAAACGCGUCUUCACCUCUUGGCACUGGUACGGCUUUGUGGGUCUCUGGAUCAUCGCCGGAGAGACUGAAUCCUUUUCAAGCAACGCCCUGCUGGCGCUGUACAUGAAGUCGGCCCCCGACCGUCACUACACCAUUGCACAAUUGAAUGACUACCCUACUGGCGUGCCCGCGGUUGGCAUCGUCUCCACGCUGUUCUGGGCAACCCUAACCGAUUUCAUGGGUGGCAAGCGGUAUCUUGUCGGGUACUUCAUUGCCAUUACCGGUAUCAUGACCUCAGCGCUCAUUCUGACCCAAUUUGAGAAAACAGCCGUGGUAUUCGGCGCAUACUACUGGGCGGGCGCGGUGUAUGCCUGUCAAGCAACCUUCUUUGCCUGGUGCAACGACGCCCUGCGAUAUCAUGAUGAUCGAUUUCGGUCGGUGGUCAUUGCAAGCAUGAACAUGGGGAGUAAUGCGGUAAACGCGUGGUGGAUCCUGCUCUUUUAUUCGGCCAAUUUUGCGCCUCGCUUCACCAGGGGUAUGUGGGCGAUGGUCGGAUGCUCAAUUGCGCUUGCCUUAUGGACAACGGGAAUCGUUUGGAUGUCGGUGCGAGAGGAGAGAAAACGUCAAUGCCAUGUGCUAAAUGUACAUGAUCGAGUAGAUGCCAAACAGGCGGAAGAGCUUGCUCGGGAGGUGUGA
Molecule: messenger RNA, 1431 nt
Organism: Penicillium diatomitis
Lineage: Eukaryota; Fungi; Ascomycota; Eurotiomycetes; Eurotiales; Aspergillaceae
Product: putative MFS pantothenate transporter
Exons: 3
Coding region: 1-1431 (476 amino acids)
Biological process (GO): pantothenate import across plasma membrane
Cellular component (GO): plasma membrane
Molecular function (GO): pantothenate transmembrane transporter activity
Source: RefSeq, a predicted model, not a curated record